This is a messenger RNA of Fragaria vesca subsp. vesca, 1788 nucleotides long. Its product is annotated as UDP-glycosyltransferase 79B3-like. The coding region runs from base 1 to 1416 and encodes 471 amino acids. The record is from RefSeq and is a predicted model, not a curated record. Gene Ontology annotation, molecular function: UDP-glycosyltransferase activity. The transcript has 2 exons. NCBI's taxonomy places the organism in Eukaryota, Viridiplantae, Streptophyta, Magnoliopsida, Rosales, Rosaceae.
AUGGAGUCAGUUGUUGACAAACAUUUAUCCCUGAGUGACCAAACCAUGCAUGUUGCUAUGUAUCCAUGGUUUGCUAUGGGUCAUUUGACUGCAUUCCUCCACAUCUCCAAUAAACUGGCAGAAAGAGGCCACAAGAUCUCCUUCUUUCUACCUAUCAAAACUCAAUCCAAGUUGCAGCACUAUAACCUCCACCCUCAUCUCAUUACCUUCAUUCCCCUCAAUGUACCUCAUGUCGAUGGCCUCCCUCCGGGAACUGAAACCACAGCCGACGUUCCUCUCUCUUUGGGCUCUCUUGUUGCUACUGCCAUGGACCUCACUCGACCCCAAAUCGAACAGCAUCUCCUUAAACUCAGGCCUGAUUAUGUGUUCUUCGAUUUUAGUCACUGGUUGCCUGCUUUGUUGCGUCAAUUAGGCAGUAACAUCAAGUCAGUAUGUUACUGGGUAAUUAAUCCUGCAAGUGUGUGGUACCUGCUAAGCUUAGGCCUGUCGAGAAAGAAAGCAUUGGAUGAUGUAGUUGAUGAUCCUGCGCACCCUUCGCUGUGUUUCAGUAGUUCAUUCUCAAUCAAGUUAAAAGCUCACGAAGCUCGAGCUUACGAGGCCAUGGCAAACAUGGAAUAUGGCAGUGGGUUGCCAUUCGUCAAACGCUGUUUGACCUCUUUGAGCGAUUGUGAUGCAAUUUGUUUCAAAACUUGCAGAGAAUUCGCAGGGCCGUUUCGUAACUAUUUUGAAAUGCAGAUGAACAAGCCAGUCAUUCUUGCAGGGCUAGUGACGCCAGAUCCCCCAAGUUCACGGUUGGAAGAGAAAUGGGAAAAAUGGCUAGGAGGGUUCGAACCAAGAACCGUGAUUUUCUGUGCUCUUGGAUCUGAAUACGUUCUCACAAAGCAACAACUGCAGCAACUACUAUUGGGUUUUGAGCGCACUGGUUUGCCAUUCUUCGCUGCCCUAAAAUCCCCAACCGGAGUUGAGUCGAUUGAAUCAGCAUUGCCAGAAGGCUUUGAAGAGCGUGUAAAAGGAAAGGGGGUUGUUUCUGGGAGUUGGGUCCAGCAGCCUAUUAUACUGAAGCACCCAGCUGUGGGUUGCUUUGUAACUCACUGCGGUUCGGGGUCUAUAAACGAGGCAUUACUGAAUGAGUGCCAAUUGGUGUUUCUGCCAAAUAUUGGAGAUCAUAUAAUUAACGCAAGAUUGAUGAGCGGUUAUUUGAAAGUGGGAGUAGAAAUUGAGAAAGGAGAUGAAGAUGGCUUGUUCACCAAGGAAGGUGUAUGCAAAGCUGUGAAAGCAGUGAUGGAUGAGGACAGUCAGGUGGGGAAGGAGGUGAGGACCAACCAUGCUAAGUGGAGGGAGUUCUUCUCCAAUAAAGGGUUUGAGAGCUCAUACAUUGAUGGUUUUGUGCAGAAGCUGCAUGAAAUGUUAGGAUGACUGAAGCUGCAUGCUUUCUUUUUCCAACUAUGACAUAGCAAGUAUCUGGAAAAUGUUUGAUUUUUCCUUCUUAAUUCUCUUCGUUUAGGUGAGAAUGAUAUCGGUAAAUUAUUUUGUCAACGAUGUGUGCUAGAUUUUAAGACAAUAUGUGUAAUGCUGUUUAUUUUUUUGAGGUGAAGCCACUGAGUUGUUUAAGACAACAAGGAAAUUACAAAUUCAAGUCUAGCUAGCUAGCAUUAAGCCUUCUCUUCAUCUUGGCCAUCAUUACAUAGAACAUAUCCUGCACAUUUUCUACGAAUCGGAAGCAUGUAUAUAUAUCUCCAUGUCUUGUUAGAAAUCAAUGAACCACAAGCUUCCCAGAAUCCUACAAUG